AUGACUCUCCCUCCUGGCCUACCAGCUUCUAAUUCUUCCCAGGUUUGCAAACUCCACAAAUCAUUGUAUGACCUUAAGCAGGCCAGCAGGCAAUGGUAUUCUAAAUUGUCAUCCUUUUUGAUUUCUAUUGGAUAUAUUCAUUCCCAAGCUGACCAUUCUCUAUAUAUUAAAGUAUCCAAAUCUGAAUUCACAGCCUUAUUGGUGUAUGUAGACGACAUUAUGCUGGCAGGAAGUUGUUUGACUGAGAUCACACAUGUCAAGCAAUUUCUACACAACAAAUUCAAAAUUAAGGACCUUGGCAAAUUAAGAUACUUCCUUGGUUUUGAGAUAGCCAGAUCCGCCAAUGGUAUUUUUCUUAAUCAAAGAAAAUACACUUUGGAGCUCCUUGAAGAUAGUGGCCUACUCGCAUCCAAGCCCUCUCCCAUUCUUAUUGAUCCAUCCUCCAAACUGUCUGCUCAUGAUGGACAGCCCAUGGAAGAUCCCUCUGUCUACAGGAGAUUGAUUGGAAGAUUGGUAUAUCUUACCAAUUCCAGGCCAGAUAUUUCAUUUGCUGUUCAACAUCUUAGCCAGUAUGUAUCCAAACCUCUUCUUCCUCAUUAUCAUGCUGCUAUUCGUGUAAUACGAUAUCUCAAAUCAGUACCAGCUAAAGGCAUCUUUUACCCUGCUACUAGUUCUUUAAAGGCAUCUGCAUUUGCUGAUUCUGAUUGGGCAAGAUGCCCUGAUACACGUAGGUCUGUUACAGGAUAUUGCAUUAUGUUAGAAUCAUCUCUUUUGUAUUGGAAGUCCAAGAAACAAAAUACUGUUUCAUGUUCAUCAACUGAGGCUGAGUAUAUAGCAUUAGCAUCUUUUUCCUGUGAACUUCAGUGGCUUCAGUAUGUUUUGCACGAUUUUCAGAUUCACUUGCCACAACCUGCUGCAGUUUUUUGUGAUAGUAAGUUUGAAAUUUUUUUGGCUCAUAAUCCGACCUUUCACGAAAGAAGCAAACAUAUCGAGAUUGAUUGUCAUGUCAUUUGA
Molecule: messenger RNA, 1014 nt
Organism: Vicia villosa (hairy vetch)
Lineage: Eukaryota; Viridiplantae; Streptophyta; Magnoliopsida; Fabales; Fabaceae
Exons: 1
Coding region: 1-1014 (337 amino acids)
Source: RefSeq, a predicted model, not a curated record